UAGCUAACCAAAAGCUCACCGUUUAAUCGGACAAAAUUCUUCCUUUUCCUUUUUUUAUCCUCUUCCCGGAGGGGAAUGGGCGAGCGCCUUCUUCUCCCAUGGGUGACGAAGCCUCGUUUCUUGCCGCAGAAGUUUCCUAACCCUUCGCCUUCUCAACUUUCUUAGGAAUUAAAUAAACGUAUUUAGGGUUUCUCUUCCGUGCUCGAUUGCUUAUUGGAUUUUCUCUCUUUCUUAUACACAAGUUAAUUCGUUUUCCUAACGGACUUCCUCUUUUCCUCUACCCCUUUGGUCCUCCUCACCGUCGCGUUUUUGUUCGGAAAUCUACCAAAAUUUCUUCUUUUGGCCGUUUGUUGGAGGAAUCUUGUCAUACACCUCCCUUUCUUGCCCGACGGAUCGGGAAAAUUCUUCAAGUCGUCUCUUUGUUUCCUUGCGGUACUAGGCGUGUGGAUUUUGAACUUGUAUUUCUCCUUGAAUCGUUGUCAUUUGCGAUUGUCUCACGAUUUUGCUGUCGGGUUUGAGAAAGUUAGGGUUUUGGAGUUUUUUUUUUUUUGCCUUCUUUUGCCAAAAGGGUUUUUGAAUUCUGCUUUGCUUGGCAUAAUUUUGUUUAAGGUUGGAGUUUUUAGUUAGGUUUCCGCUCGAUAAGGCUCUGCCUGUCGGAGGAGGUGGGAAGAUGAGUUCCAGGUCUACCAUUUCUACGGACGAGUUCGUCCCCGGGAGAAAGCUGCUGGUUCAUAUAUCUGAGAAUGGCCACAGCUAUGAGUUUGAAUGCGAUGGAUCGACCCCCGUGCAGGCGAUCCAAAGGUCGAUUGAAUCCCUUUGCGGGGUGCAUAUCAGCGAUCAACUCCUCCUUUGCCGUAACACGUCACUGGAUUCUCAGCAGUCGUUAGCGUAUUACAAGCUCCCACAAGAUGAUAGCGAGGUUUUCCUAUACAACAAGUCCAAACUCCAUACUGAUUCUCCUCGUCCAUCGCCUGAAGCUAUUGACAUACCCAAUGCCGCAAUCCCUGCCCCUCCUUCGCCGUCACAGAGCCCUCACCCCUUGGAUGAAGCGUCGGAUCCUGCUCUAAAGGCUUUGGCUUCUUAUGAGCGUCAAUUUCGUUACCAUUUCCAGUAUGCAAACGCCAUAUAUGGAUGCACACGUACAAAAUUCGAGGUCUGCAAAAGGCUGUUCAGAGAGAAGCAGGUUCAGCAGAGAGCAUUAGAAACUGCUCAGGGAAAUCUGGGCCAUACUUUUAGGAAGUUACAACAAAGAUAUGCUGAAUUCAUAAGGUGUUUUAACCAGCAGCAUCGUUAUCACUCUGAACUCUUGACUAAUUUUGAGAAGGAUGUGGAGAGAUUGCGGACUGUUAUGCUUCUUCCUUUGCUUCAAAAUGAUUCAAGGAAAUGUUUGUUGGAUCUUGUGAAGGAGAAUGAGCUGCGGAAAUGUGCAGAUAAUUGUUUCACUUCACAUAAGCAGUUCGAAAAUAAAGUUUUACAGUUGAAGCAGAAUUUUGUUGAGCUGAAUAGAAGGGUAGAUGAUGUGUUUCUUGAUAUGGAUUCUAUUGGUACUAAGGAUUUGGAAUUGAUGCUGAAAGACCAUGAGAAAGUCCUAAGUGAUCAGAAAAGUAUAAUGCAGUCAUUAAGCAAAGAUGUCAACACCGUCAAAAAGCUUGCGGAUGAUUGCUUAAAUUGUCAACCAUCUAGGUCGCUUCGUCCUCAUGAUGCUAUUUCAGCUCUUGGCCCCAUGUAUGAGGUUCAUGAAAAAAAUCAUCUUCCCAAGGUGCAGAACUGUGAUCACGCCAUUUCAAAGUUGCUUGAUAAAUCUACAGCCAAGAAAAAUGAGAUGAACAUCUUAGUACAUUUCUGCAUGCAAAAAGUAAAGGCUGCGCAGUUUAGCAUUAAAGACAUGAUGAAUGAGCUUCAUGCUUUCCAGGAAGUAAUGGGACACAAGGAAAAGGAAUUUGAUAAUUUAAAGCUCGUUAAUGGAAUUAGCCAUGCUUACAGGGCCUGUCUUGCUGAGGUAGCCAGGAGAAAAUCAUCUUCAAAGUUGUAUAUGGGUCUAGCUGGUCAAUUGGCAGAAAGGCUAGCAGCAGAGAGGGAGGCUGAGAUCAGAAGACGUGAAGGAUUUUGUAAAGCAUGGAGUAAAUACAUCCCACAUGAUAUCUUAGCUUCUAUGGGGUUAUUUGAUUCUCCUAGUCAGUGUGAUGUUAACAUAGUUCCUUUUGAUACAAACUUGAUUGAUAUUGAUGUUGUUGAUGUCGAUCGCUAUUCACCCCAGCCGAUAACAGGGAUUCAGCCUAGAUAUGAGAAGAGUAAAUCAUUUAGGAGCUACAGAGCAACAUCUGUUGAUGGCUCUAAUUCAACUACAUCUGAAGAAAAUCAUGUAGAUUCUUCGGAGAAGGUCGAGUUAGAAGGCCUGAUUGAAGGUUGCCUACCAGUAGACAUUUCUGGAACCAGCAAGCUAGAAGUUGAAAAUGCGAGACUAAAAGCUGAUCUUGCUUCAGCAAUUACCGUCAUCUGUACUUUUAAUGCAGAAUUUGGAUAUGAAACCUUUGAUGAAGUAGAUUCAGACAAUUUGCUGAAAACCAUAAAGGAUAAGACAACUGAGGCUCUGCAUUCUAAAGAUGAGUAUAUAAAGCAUAUCCAAUCAAUGCUGAAUAUGAAGCAGGUUCAAUGCUCGACAUAUGAAAAACGUAUUCGUGAGCUUGAGCAGAGAUUGGCAGAUCAAUAUAAUGUUGGUCAGAAAAUUUCAAGCGAUAAAAAUGCUUCUGAGUCAUUAGUGUCUGCAAUAAAAACUGAGAGCUAUAGAGGCGAUAUUUAUGGAGAUGAAGAGGCUCCCAAUGCUUAUGUGUCGACUGUAACAAUGGAAGAGGCUUCUUGUACAUCUGCUUCUGCUGAUCCAAGGCUUGAUCUUAUAAGUGCACAAACAGGUAAACUUGGUGAUGGUGGUGAUGAAAACAUGAUUGAUUUAUCGGGUAUGCUAAAUGUAAACUCUGUAGAUCAUUUACAAAAGGUUAUAGAUGCAUCUAUGCUGGAGCCACCACAUGAUCACCAAGCUUGUGGUGAUGAUGAAGAAGAGAGAGUUGGUCAGGAAGACAAAGAAGAAGUUGGUGAAACAGAGACAGAGUCAGUUAAAGAAGCACCACAAUUUAGUUUGACUUCAGAUAGUUCUGAUGGCAGCACGAGGGUCCGUGGCAUUUUCCCUGGUCGAAUCUCAACUGACCUUAGUUUGGACUCGAAAAUAAAUGAUGAUGUUGUGUUAGAACUUCAGACCGCCCUUGCAGAAAGGUCCAGCCAGUUUGAUAUGGCUGAAAACAAGCUCAAAGCUGCUUUAGAGGAGAUAUGCUCUCUCAAAAGGGAACUGGAGAUUAGACGAAAUCUUCUUGAUGAAUCCCAGAUGAAUUGUGCUCACUUAGAAAACUGUCUACAUGAAGCAAGAGAAGAGGCUCGUACUAAUCUUUGUGCUGCUGAAAGAAGGGCAUCAGAAUAUAAUGCUUUACGGGCAACUGCUGUGAAGAUGCACAGUUUAUUUGAAAGGUUUCGGAACUGUGUCAUGGCACUGGAUGGAGCAGUUAAUUUUGCUGACUCGUUACGCUCUUUCGCUACUUCUUUGGGAAGCGGGUCUGUGGAUGAUGAGGAUGAUGUGUCUGCCAACUUCAGAAAAUGCAUCAUGGUCAUUGCAGACAAAGCGGGCCUUCUCUUCCGUCGUACCGAGCAUCUUAAUAAGCAAAUGGAGCAUCAAAGAGAAUCAAUUGAAACCUUGUACAGAAAGCAUCAGCUUGAGAAACAGGCAAGCAAGGACAAGAUAUCAUUUCUCCAUAUGGAAGUUCAUGAGCUUGCUGCCUUUAUUCUAAACCCCGCCGGAAAUUAUGAAGCAAUUAAUCGAAACCGUCCAAAUUAUUUCCUCUCCUCUGAAUCCAUUGCCCUCUUCACCGAACAUUUGAGCAGACCAACUUACAUAAUCGGCCAAAUUGUCCACAUAGAGAAACAAAUUGCAAGGCUUCCAUCUUCUUCUCAAGUCAGCCAAGAUGAUCAAAGCUCGGGUAAAAAUCCUUCUAACCCAUUUGGGCUUCCUGUUGGCUGUGAAUACUUUAUAGUAACAAUUGCUAUGCUACCUGAUACCAUUCAUUCUACUCCUUCCUGAUCCUGCCUGUGCCUGAAAUGAAGGAAGAAAACAAACUGUAAAUAUAUGAAUAGACUUUUCUUAGGCUAUUUUGUAAAUGUAACAUCUAUGUAAAUAUCUCCAACAAACCAUCUGAUCUGAUGCAAUAUAUAAGCUUGUAAAUAAUUGCCGGAAGGUUUAUAAAGCUUAAGUUUAUGGUAGUAAUGUUAUCCUGUGUUGCUAUGGUUUUAUAGCAACCUUGUUUCA
This is a messenger RNA of Dendrobium catenatum, 4348 nucleotides long. RefSeq names its product autophagy-related protein 11. Gene Ontology annotation, molecular function: molecular adaptor activity; protein kinase binding. The record is from RefSeq and is a predicted model, not a curated record. NCBI's taxonomy places the organism in Eukaryota, Viridiplantae, Streptophyta, Magnoliopsida, Asparagales, Orchidaceae. Gene Ontology annotation, biological process: autophagy of peroxisome; autophagosome assembly; reticulophagy. The coding region runs from base 671 to 4123 and encodes 1150 amino acids. Gene Ontology annotation, cellular component: Atg1/ULK1 kinase complex; extrinsic component of membrane; phagophore assembly site membrane. The transcript has 5 exons.